This is a messenger RNA of Anopheles gambiae (African malaria mosquito), 398 nucleotides long. RefSeq lists its product as uncharacterized. NCBI's taxonomy places the organism in Eukaryota, Metazoa, Arthropoda, Insecta, Diptera, Culicidae. Gene Ontology annotation, cellular component: mitochondrion. The coding region runs from base 1 to 306 and encodes 101 amino acids. The transcript has a single exon. The record is from RefSeq and is a predicted model, not a curated record.
AUGAUCCGACAAAUUUUGCUGAAAAACGACAUUCUCGUUAAGCUGGUAGCCGCCCGCGCUUACAGUGCCCCAUCGUCGUCCUCCGCCGGUCCCAAGGGGCCAGCCGCUCCGGCAGCAGCGCCAGCCGAUGUUCCUGGGCUAAGCUCGCGGUGUGUUGCGAAGAAGGAUGGCCCAGUUGGCCCGGGAGCGGAACGGACCGGAACGUACAAGGUGCCGGAAUACUUUAGCUACAACCAGACGAGCUACUUUGAGGCUGAGAUUGAAAUGUCCAAGUUCCGCAUCCCGCAGCCCUCGGCCAAGAACUGAACACCGGGUGGCUUCUGUGAACUGUAAAUAAGCGGCAGCGGAAGUCCGUUAAAUAAAGUCAUUAGUUGGAGGAUGUGAUCCCGUACCGGCGA